AGACAAUAAUAUCUGCUUUGAAAGUGAAACAGAUAGCAAAAGAAAGCUAUUUUAAGUGAACAAACAAUAUAUUUUGAGGUAUAUAAACACUGGGUGAGAGCAAAAAAAAUUAUUACUCGCUAAGGAUUAUUAUUUUAUUGUUCGUUCUCUAGUAAAAGUUUACAAUGCGUCUUUUAUUUGCAUCUGUUUUCUGCGUAUUCAUCUACGCUGUGUAUGCAGAUGAUUGUCCUCAAGGAUUAUGCCCAAGUUCCCAAACAUGCUGUAAAGGCCCUUCUGAAGGUCUCUAUGGAUGCUGUCCAGAGCCAAACGCUGUCUGCUGCACAGAUGGCUUACACUGCUGCCCACAAAACACUGUCUGCAAUAUUGCAGCGGGCACAUGCGAUAACCAGAGAAUUGUUCCAGAUCUAUUUUUAAGAAAGAUUCGACCAGUAACCGUUACUUCUGAAAGGAUGAACAAAGCUUUUAAAGCCACAAUCGUCAACUGCCCUGGUGGACAAUACUUCUGCCCUGAUGGAAAUACUUGCUGUCUGCUCCAAGAUGGCAGUUAUGGCUGCUGCCCAUACCCAUCUGCAGUGUGCUGUCAAGAUCAUCUCCACUGCUGCCCUCAAAGUACACAUUGCGACAGUACAUCAACCAUGUGCCUCAGUGGAGGAGACAGAUUUUCCUCUCUCUUGAAACGACGAGCUUUCUCCAUGAAAUGAUUUUUAGGAACUACAAAUUGUUCUGUUGUUUGUUAUAAUUUAUUCAUUUUGAUGUUUGAACUAAUAAAUACGUAAGAAAAAGA
Parasteatoda tepidariorum (common house spider) is the source of this 784-nucleotide messenger RNA. NCBI's taxonomy places the organism in Eukaryota, Metazoa, Arthropoda, Arachnida, Araneae, Theridiidae. The record is from RefSeq and is a predicted model, not a curated record.